AUGCGCGUCCUCGCGGCUGCGCUGUCCGCGCUCUCGGUGAGCUGCGUGGCAGGUGCGCCGGCCACCGAAGGUGCCGGCGCACGGCGCAAGCUCGGCGAAGACGACGGUCUGGUGGAGGUCGAUCUGAGCGAACUGCACAAGACUACGACUGCGGAGGAAGUGCGACGCCAGCUGACGCAUUACGAUACACGAGUUGCCAGCGGCGAGUGCGAAAUUCGGGGGUACAACGACGCAAGAUGCUAUUACCAAGGACGCUGGCGAGGUGGAUGGGUUGGGAGCGAGGGGGCGGAAGUGACCAGUGCGGUAGAGGGUCAGCUCGGGGCGCGUGAGCCGGACUUGUGA
Messenger RNA from Emiliania huxleyi CCMP1516, 342 nucleotides. RefSeq lists its product as hypothetical. Lineage: Eukaryota; Haptophyta; Isochrysidales; Noelaerhabdaceae. The transcript is spliced from 2 exons. The record is from RefSeq and is a predicted model, not a curated record. The coding region runs from base 1 to 342 and encodes 113 amino acids.